Paramecium tetraurelia is the source of this 747-nucleotide messenger RNA. RefSeq lists its product as uncharacterized. The record is from RefSeq and is a predicted model, not a curated record. Gene Ontology annotation, cellular component: membrane. Lineage: Eukaryota; Ciliophora; Oligohymenophorea; Peniculida; Parameciidae. The transcript has 2 exons.
AUGAUUGAUACAGGAAAAACAAAUAAGUAUUUACACACUCCAUUUGAAAUGUUUUUGAUGGUAAUAAUAACUGCAGUUUCGAAUGGUGUAAUGAUCCCCUAAAUCAUUUACACAUACAAAAUUAAGAAUGUACAUACAUUAUUCCUCUCUGGAUUAUUGUUUGUGUCCUCAUUCAUGUAUCAUCUGUCUGAAAGUAUAGGAGUCGAGCCAAUUAUAUUAAAAGAGGUUGAUUGGCAUCAACUAGACAAUAUUGCAUCAAUUUGUGGAUUGAUGGAAUUGUUCAAUUACUUAAUGCAAAAUAAUAGAAGCACAAGAAAAUCGAUUUAAUGGAUCAAUUUUAUUUUUGUUGUAAUAAUAUAAGAAUCACAUGCAUGGAAUGUUUGGGCAACUGUGAUUCCAAUCUUAAUUAGUCUAAUCAUUUUUAUAAUCAAAUAAACAUUUUACCCAAAGAAGGGUUAAAUUGUAAAUAAGGAUUACCUUCAUAAAGGAUUAUUCUACUUAUUUAUUGGAUUUAUUGCAUUUUAUUUUGGUUUGGAUGAAUAUAAAGAUUAUUUGAGGCUUUGGCAUGGAUUAUGGCAUUUGGCAAUGAAUCAGGCUUAUUUUCAUUUGUAUCAAUUAUUCAAUCCUAAAGUGUAUACAUUUUUGGAGUGCUGGGAUUUAAAAUAAGAGUAUGCCAAAGAGUGAUAAAAUUGAUAUCAAUAAAUAAAAUUUGGUUGUUUAAAGAAACAAAUUUAUAUUUUUGUAUUA